UGACACGACCUCUUAGUCACACCAAGGAGACAGUUUGAUGUGGAGGAGGAGGGUGUUGAUAAGCUGGCUCUGAGGGUUGACCUGUGGAAUGCCAGUAACCUGAAGUUUGGGGAUGAGUUCCUGGGAGGGGUCAGAGUUCCUCUGAAGGCCCUGGGACAGGCUGGGGUCCACGACGCAUGGUACUUUCUGCAGCCCAGGGAUAAUGGAGGGAAGCCAGUGAAAGUGGAUGAGUUGGGUUCUCUUCGUUUAAACAUUGUUUACACUGAGGACCAUGUGUUCCCCUCUGACCACUACGGCCCUCUGAGAGACCUGAUGUUGACCUCGGCUAACGUAAAGCCGGUUUGUCGGCAUCAGCCGCUCAUAUCCUCGGGGAGGUCUGUCGGGAGAAACAGGAAGCUGCGAUCCCAUUGGUCCGUCUGUUCCUUCACUAUGGAAACAUCCUGCCUUUCCUCAGUGCCGUCGCCCACGCAGAGGUCAACCGCACACAGGACCCUAAUACCAUCUUCAGAGGGAACUCUCUAACGUCUAAGUGUAUCGAUGAGACCAUGAAGCUGGCUGGGAACCACUACCUCCAGGUCACCUUGAGAUCCAUGAUAGAUGAAAUCUGUACUGACCACAAGCCCUGUGAGAUCGACCCGGUGAAACUCAAAGAGUCAGAAAACCUAGAGACCAACAGGGAGAACCUGCGUCAGUAUGUCGACCGGAUCUUCAACAUGAUCACAACGUCAGGCGUGCGUUGUCCCACCGUCAUGUGUGAUAUUUUCUUCUCACUCAGAGAAUCUGCUGCAACACGUUUCGAAGUCGACCAGGAUGUGAGGUACACAGCGGUCAGUAGUUUCAUCUUCCUGCGAUUCUUCGCCCCGGCCAUCCUCUCUCCCAACCUGUUCCAGCUGCGACCGCAUCACCCAGACCCCGCCACGUCUCGGACCCUCACCCUCAUCUCAAAGACCAUCCAGACCCUGGGUAGCCUGGCCAAGUCCAAAUCAGCUAGUUUUAAAGAGACUUACAUGGCGGCCUUCUACGAUUACUUCAACGAGCAGAAGUAUGGCGACGCUGUGAAGAACUUCCUGGACCUAAUCUCGUCGUCAGGGAGAUGGAACCAGAAGAGUAUCGAGACUCCCAUCAUGCUGAAAGAGGGGUUCAUGAUCAAGCGAGCCCAGGGGAGGAACCGUUUCGGGAUGAAGAACUUCAAGAAGAGGUGGUUUCGCCUCACUAACCAUGAGUUUACCUACCACAAAACCAAAGGUGAGGGCGCUCUCUGCAGAAUCCCUAUAGAGAACAUCCUGGCUGUAGAGAGACUGGAGGAAGAGUCAUUCAAGAUGAAGAACAUGUUCCAGGUAAUCCAGCCAGAGAGGGCUCUCUACAUCCAGGCCAAUAACUGUGUGGAGGCCAGGGACUGGAUAGACAUCCUGACCAAGGUCAGCCAGUGCAACAGGAAGAGACUGAGCACCUACCACCCCUCAGCUUACCUCAACGGUCACUGGCUCUGCUGCAAGAUGUCUGCCGACACAGAACCAGGCUGUACACCCUGUACUGGGGGCCUCCCAGCCAACAUUCAGCUGGAUGUGGAUGGAGACAGAGAGGCUGAGAGAAUCUACUGCCUGUUCAGCACGUACAUGAACAAACUGGUCAACAUGCAAGAGGCCUGUGGCAGUAGAUCGGUAUAUGACGGCCCAGAGCAGGAGGAGUAUUCCUGCUUCCUCAUCGACGACCCCCGGGAGACCUAUAAGACCCUGAGAGUCAUCAUCUCCUCUGUUCAGACACUGGAGCAGCAGCACACCAAGUACAAACGAGACAUGUUCAGGAAGACCAAGAUCGGCAGCCAGGAUCAUCCAAUCGGAGACAAGAGUUUUCAGUGUUACAUCCACCAACAGUCUGAGAGCUCCACCUACUCCAUCUAGCCCCGCCCACCAACCACUGCCAUGAAGCGCAGAGCUCCGCCCCCGAUGACCUGAGACCUAGCAACACUUCCUGGUUACUCCUGGUCCACGGCUUCCCAUGGUGCAUCUUUCAGAACACGGACACUCAGAGCCGAGGUCUAAUGGGGUAGAAUAGUCUAUGAUGAUGUGCUACAACACAAUGCUCUGGACUGUUGGUGUACCAGUGACCACGCACUUUAACCCGCCCCACAACGGACAUAAAGCUACUGCCUCAGACCGUUCUGAAACAGUCUGGUUUUAUUGCUCAUGUUUUGGUAAUGUUUGAUAACCAAAUGGUUUAAGUGGUAUAUUCCUGGUGUGGAAACCACCCAUUCCUUUGUAUUGCAAGGUUGAAAGACUGUUCACUUGGGGUCACGUCCGACUAUGUAUGUGUUGACCCCCCCGCCCCCCCGCACUCCUUCCAGGGAAAGAUGAUGACAGAGGGAGGAGACGGGCAGGUCAUCAGUCAGCGACAGCGAUCAUGAGGACCCCUAGCUGUUCAUCUGACUGAUUAGUGCAGCCUUCAUUUACAAUCUGGAUCGUCCUGUUUUAAUUGUUUAAGAGUUGUAGUGUUUAAUUCCGAGCCUGGUUCUGCUUUUGGUAGUUCUCUGCUGCCUCCUGGCCUGUACCCUGUCCCUGGGUCAGAACUCUGCUGCCUCCUGGUCUGUACCCUGUCCCUGGGUCAGAACUCUGCUGCCUCCUGGCCUGUACCCUGUCCCUGGGUCAGAACUCUGCUGCCUCCUGGUCUGGGUCAGAACUCUGCUGCCUCCUGGUCUGUACCCUGUCCCUGGGUCAGAACUAUGCUCCCUCCUGGUCUGUCCCUGGGACAGAACCCUGCUGCCUCCUGGUCUGUAUCCUGUCCCUGGGUCAGAACUCUGCUCCCUCCUGGUCUGUCCCUGGGUCAGAACUCUGCUCCCUCCUGGUCUGUCCCUGGGACAGAACCCUGCUGCCUCCUGGUCUGUACCCUGUCCCUGGGUAAGAACUCUGCUCCCUCCUGGUCUGGGUCAGAACUCUACUGCCUUCUGGCCUGUACCCUGUCCCUGGGUCAGAACUCUACUGCCUCCUGGUCUGUACCCUGUCCCUGGGUCAGAACUCUGCUCCCUCCUGGUCUGUCCCUGGGUCAGAACUCUGCUCCCUCCUGGUCUGUCCCUGGGACAGAACCCUGCUGCCUCCUGGUCUGUACCCUGUCCCUGGGUAAGAACUCUGCUCCCUCCUGGUCUGGGUCAGAACUCUACUGCCUUCUGGCCUGUACCCUGUCCCUGGGUCAGAACUCUACUGCCUCCUGGUCUGUACCCUGUCCCUGGGUCAGAACUCUGCUCCCUCCUGGUCUGUCCCUGGGACAGAACCCUGCUGCCUCCUGGUCUGUACCCUGUCCCUGGGUAAGAACUUUGCUCCCUCCUGGCCUGUACCCUGUCCCUGGGUCAGAACUCUGCUCUCUCCUGGUCUGGGUCAGAACCCUGCUGCCUCCUGGUCUGGGUCAGAACUCUGCUGCCUCCUGGCCUGUACCCUGUCCCUGGGUCAGAACUACAAAUCCCAGUUGUGUAUGCAUUCCCUCAGAUUUCUCCUGCUGUGAAUCUAGUUAAUGGUCAGGUCCAGGGCCUAUGGAAGGUACGGCCAUUAUGGUUCACUCUCUGCAUUGUGAGAAACCAACUAAACUAACCCGGUGACUGGUUGCUAUGUCCAAAGCAACAGAACUAACCCGGUGACUGGUUGCUAUGUUCAAAGCAACAGAACUAACCCGAUGACAGGUUGCUAUGUCCAAACCAACAGAACUAACCCGAUGACAGGUUGCUAUGUCCAAACCAACAGAACUAACCCGAUGACAGGUUGCUAUGUCCAAACCAACAGAACUAACCCGAUGACAGGUUGCUAUGUCCAAACCAACAGAACUAACCCGAUGACAGGUUGCUAUGUCCAAACCAACAGAACUAACCCGAUGACAGGUUGCUAUGUCCAACCAACAGAACUAACCCGAUGACAGGUUGCUAUGUCCAAACCAACAGAACUAACCCGAUGACAGGUUGCUAUGUCCAAACCAACAGAACUAACCCGAUGACAGGUUGCUAUGUCCAAACCAACAGAACUAACCCGAUGACAGGUUGCUAUGUCCAAACCAACAGAACUAACCCGAUGACAGGUUGCUAUGUCCAAACCAACAGAACUAACCGAUGACAGGUUGCUAUGUCCAAACCAACAGAACUAACCCGAUGCCAGGUUGCUAUGUCCAAACCAACAGAACUAACCCGAUGACAGGUUGCUAUGUCCAAUCCAACAGAACUAACCCGAUGACAGGUUGCUAUGUCCAAACCAACAGAACUAACCCGAUGACAGGUUGCUAUGUCCAAACCAACAGAACUAACCCGAUGACAGGUUGCUAUGUCCAAACCAACAGAACUAACCCGAUGACAGGUUGCUAUGUCCAAACCAACAGAACUAACCCGAUGACAGGUUGCUAUGUCCAAACCAACAGAACUAACCCGAUGACAGGUUGCUAUGUCCAAACCAACAGAACUAACCCGAUGACAGGUUGCUAUGUCCAAACCAACAGAACUAACCCGAUGACAGGUUGCUAUGUCCAAACCAACAGAACUAACCCGAUGACAGGUUGCUAUGUCCAAACCAACAGAACUAACCCGAUGACAGGUUGCUAUGUCCAAACCAACAGAACUAACCCGAUGACAGGUUGCUAUGUCCAAACCAACAGAACUAACCCGAUGACAGGUUGCUAUGUCCAAACCAACAGAACUAACCCGAUGACAGGUUGCUAUGUCCAAACCAACAGAACUAACCCGAUGACAGGUUGCUAUGUCCAAACCAACAGAACUAACCCGAUGACAGGUUGCUAUGUCCAAACCAACAGAACUAACCCGAUGACAGGUUGCUAUGUCCAAACCAACAGAACUAACCCGAUGACAGGUUGCUAUGUCCAAACCAACAGAACUAACCCGAUGACAGGUUGCUAUGUCCAACGCAACAGAUCUAGCUGGGCAUCCAUUCUCUCUGUAGUCCGUGGGUGUUGUUAGGUACAGAGUCUUCCAUGAUGGCAGACAGUCUUCUGUAGCUACCGGUCUGGUUAGAUAACACUCCUAUGUCGUUGUCUCCUAAUGGAAAGCUAAACAGGCUGGUAUUAUCUACAUCUGCAUUCCUGAACCAAGUCAUAUGUGUUGCUGAGAUGUCUUUGUAUAUCUCCACACCACAACCCAUUUAAAAACCAUAAUGCCAAUUGCUACAAAUGUAUAUUUUCUAUCUUUGUGGGGGGUUUUUUAAAUGUUUGAUGGUCCUCAACAUUGAGUGUGUUUUAUAUCUUCAGACGAGCGUCUUGUCCUACAGAAUAGUCUGUACCUUAAUGCUCCUUGUGUUUUAUAUCUUCAGACUAGCGUCUUGUCCUACAGAAUAGUCUGUACCUUAAUGCUCCUUGUGUUUUAUAUCUUCAGACUAGCGUCUUGUCCUACAGAAUAGUCUGUACCUUAAUGCUCCUUGUGUUUUAAAUCUUCAGACUAGCGUCUUGUCCUACAGAAUAGUCUGUACCUUAAUGCUCCUUGUGUUUUAUAUCUUCAGACGAGCAUCUUCAAAUUGUCCCCCCCCUCCCCCUAAAAAAUAUAAUCCCCUCCAGGAUUUUCCUCUUCUAAAGGAUAACAGUGUAUUUUGUAUAAAUAUAUCAAGAGUAUUAAGACGUUAUUAUGUAUCUCUGUACAGAACAACUGAAUGGUUUAAAAUGAGAAAGAACUAAAUGAAGGCAAACCG
This is a messenger RNA of Oncorhynchus kisutch (coho salmon), 5663 nucleotides long. RefSeq names its product ras GTPase-activating protein 3-like. NCBI's taxonomy places the organism in Eukaryota, Metazoa, Chordata, Actinopteri, Salmoniformes, Salmonidae. The transcript is spliced from 16 exons. Gene Ontology annotation, molecular function: GTPase activator activity. The record is from RefSeq and is a predicted model, not a curated record. Gene Ontology annotation, biological process: intracellular signal transduction; regulation of GTPase activity; negative regulation of Ras protein signal transduction. The coding region runs from base 546 to 1901 and encodes 451 amino acids.